This is a messenger RNA of Nothobranchius furzeri (turquoise killifish), 2020 nucleotides long. It is a transcript of the gene riox1, whose product is annotated as ribosomal oxygenase 1. NCBI's taxonomy places the organism in Eukaryota, Metazoa, Chordata, Actinopteri, Cyprinodontiformes, Nothobranchiidae. The record is from RefSeq and is a predicted model, not a curated record.
ACAGAAGGGUUUACAGAAGAAACCGUCGCAUGGUGAUGACGUCUGAGCAACUGGGAGAAAUGGAGAGAAAACACAUGUCUGCCUUUUCUCUGUAUCAAGGUCUGCGGCCAAAGGGUCCACCUCCUGCUAAGAAGCCCUCCAUCCAGAUGGAAGUGAAGAAAAAGAGGAAAGUUGGUGCGGCUCCAGCUGUCAGUGUUAAAGCGUUAAAGGCAAAGAGGAAGAAGUUCCGGCAAAAGCUCCUGAAGGCAGCCCAGAGAGAGGAGUUCCUGCCGCCAGUGACCGAUGCUAAGGAGGUGCAGAAGUGUGUUAUUGGAGAGUCUUUAGAGGCUGUUCUGACUGAGCUGGCCAAAGUCAAUAGCAGCAGGGAGAGAGCCUGGAAGCUGCUUCAGUGGAUCAUGAGACCCGUUCCCAUCAAAGACUUUUUCAGAGAAACCUGGGAAAAGAAGCCCGUCUUUGUGCAGCGCAGCAAUCCAGAUUACUACAAGGGUCUGUUUUCAACGGCUGAGUUUGAUCGCAUAUUGAGGGAGGAAGAUGUUCAGUAUGGCGUGAACCUGGAUGUGACCAGCUACGUUAACGGCAAGAGGGAAACUCACAAUCCCCCAGGAAGAGCUCUGCCCUUCACCGUGUGGGACUUCUAUGAUAGCGGCUGCUCGGUCCGCAUGCUGAAUCCUCAGGCGUUCUCCUCCACUGUGUGGAACGUGCUGUCCAUCCUCCAGGAGCAGUUUGGCAGCAUGGCAGGAGCCAAUGUAUACCUGACACCGCCUGGAACUCAAGGCUUUGCUCCACAUUAUGACGACAUCGAGGCCUUUGUGGUUCAGCUGGAGGGGAAGAAACAUUGGCGAGUUUACAGCCCGAGAUCGGAAGAUGAAGUUCUGCCCGUACUUUCAAGUCCUAACUUUGAUCAGUCUGACAUCGGGAAGCCGAUCCUGGACGUGGUGCUGGAAGCCGGAGAUCUCCUUUACUUCCCCCGAGGGUUCAUCCAUCAGGGCGACUGCCUUCCAGAAGCACACUCUCUGCACAUCACGAUCUCAUCGUACCAGAAAAACAGCUGGGGGGAUCUGCUGCACAAGGUCAUUCCUGCAGCGUUAGAAAUUGCGAUGGAGGAAGAUGUGGAGUUCAGACGCGGUUUACCUUUAGAUUAUCUGACCUACAUGGGAGUGCAGAACUCUGAUAAGGAGGACGCUCGCAGGGUCAGAUUCCUCGCCCGGAUUGAGAACCUAAUGAAUAAGCUACCGACCUACGCCCCGGUGGACGCAGCCGUCGACCAGAAAGCCAGAGAAUUCCUACAUGACUGCCUGCCUCCUGUGCUGACUCCAGAUGAACUGGCUACCAGUGCCCGAGGAGCUCCAGCUAGAUGGGAGGACGGAAAGGUGAAGGAUGUGGGCACAUACAUGACGACACAGACGGAAAUCAGAAUCCUUCGAGCCGGGUGUGCCAGGCUGGGCAGCGACAGAGAUGCUGUUCACCUUUACUACACCACGGACAACUCCAGAGUUUAUCACAAAGAGGAGCUGAAGAGUUUUGAAAUACAAACAGAGCACACGGAUGCCGUUGAGUUUCUGAUCCACUCGUAUCCCAACUUUGUGACAGUAGGAGGCUUGCCAUGCGACUCUGCUCAGGACAAGAUUGCUUUGGCCGAACUGCUUUUUGAGAAGGGGAUUAUCCGCACAGCUGAGCCUCCUCAGAUAGCUUAAUUACACCGACCAUGUUCAUAAACAAACUUCAGUAGUCAUGGAUACGGUUCUUUCUCAGCUUUUUGAUACAUAAUGUAUAAAAUAAACAUUAUUUCUUUGAAACACAAAGGGCAUGUUUAUUUUUUUAGUUGAUACAACUCAAAAUAAUAUACAGGAUGUUUUUCAAUUAAGCGAUUUGAAGACCAUCCAUCAACCAUUCACACUUCAGCUGACAGGACUGUCUGGGCAUCUACUUCCAGGUCACCUCUUCGCCAGGCUUCAGCUCUCUAUGAAGAAGAAAGGAGGUUUGUUUUCCAUGUGGCUGCAUUAAAAAAAUCUUUAUUCCA